UCUCGCCAUUGCCUCCCGCCCUUGCUCCAUCCUCUCUGCCUUGGAUGAUGGAAGGCAGAGGGUGACGGCCAGGAGGACGCGGCGGUCAAUCAAUAAAGGACAAAAAAAUUUUGCCCUAAAAAAAGACUAGAAAAACAAGCUCCGGCCAUGUCGUCGUCGGCGUUCGGCGACUUCGGUCCGCUCACCGAGCGCCGCAAAGCCGAGAAUGCGCGGAAGCAGCGCAGGCGCAUCAUGAUCGCCGCCGGGACCGUCACCAUCAUCAUCCUACUCAUCGUCAUGGGCAGCGCCGCGGUCGCGUACAACGGGAAGAAGUCGUCCGGCGAUGGCGGCGGCCACAAGUCUUCUUCUUCCAAGGGCUCGUCGUCGCCAGCCAAAGGCAAGUCGGACUCGGACUCGGAAUCGGAGUCGGAGUCGGAGUCGGCGUCGGACUCGAAGACGGACCUGAAGGCCGUGUCCAAGAGCAUCAAGGCGAUGUGCUCGCAGACAGACUACACGGCCGCGUGCGAGAAGAGCCUUGGCAAGGCCGCGAACGCCAGCUCGUCGUCGCCCAAGGACAUCGUCCGCAGCGCCGUGGAGGUGAUCGGCGACGCCAUCAGCCAGGCGUUCGACCGCGCGGACCUGAUCCUGAGCAACGACCCGCGCGUGAAGGCCGCCGUCGCCGACUGCAAGGAGGUGUUCGCGGACGCCAAGGACGACCUCAACAGCACGCUCAAGGGCGUCGACGACAAGGACGGCAUCUCCAAGCAGAGCUACCAGCUGCGCAUCUGGCUCAGCGCCGUCAUCGCCAACAUGGAGACGUGCAUCGACGGGUUCCCCGACGACGAGUUCAAGGCCAAGGUGAAGGAGUCGUUCACCGACGGGAAGGAGCUCACCAGCAACGCCAUGGCGCUCAUCGAGAAGGGGUCAUCGCUCCUCUCCGUACUCAAGGGCGGCUCGAAACGACGGUUGCUCGAGGAGGAGGAGGAAGGCGCGGCGUCGGCGUCGCAAGCCGGGCCAGCACUCGACAAGGACGGCAUCCCGGAGUGGGUGCCCGACGGUGAGCGGAGGGUGCUCAAGGGCGGCGGCUUCAAGAACACACUCAAGGCGAACGUGGUGGUGGCGAAGGACGGCAGCGGCAAGUUCAAGACCAUCAACGAGGCGCUCGCCGCCAUGCCAAAGACCUACGACGGAAGAUACGUGAUCCAAGUGAAGGAGGGGGUGUACGAGGAGUACGUGACCAUCACCAGGACCAUGAAGAACGUGACCUUCUUAGGUGACGGCUCCAAGAAGUCCAUCGUCACCGGCAAGAAGAGCUUCGCCGACGGGAUCACGACUUUCAAGACAGCAACCUUCACUGCGCAAGCCGACGGGUUCAUGGCGAUCGGGAUGGGUUUCCAGAACACGGCCGGCGCGGAGAAGCACCAGGCGGUGGCGCUGCUGGUGCAGUCUGACAAGUCCAUCUUCCUCAACUGCAAGAUGGAAGGGUUCCAGGACACGCUGUACGCGCACUCCAAGGCGCAGUUCUACCGCAACUGCAUCAUCUCCGGCACGGUGGACUUCAUCUUCGGCGACGCGGCGGCGGUGUUCCAGAACUGCAUCCUCAUCCUGCGCCGCCCGAUGGACAACCAGCAGAACAUCGUGACGGCGCAGGGCCGCGCGGACGCGCGCGAGGCCACGGGGUUCGUGCUCCAGAAGUGCGAGUUCCAGGCGGAGGCGGCGCUCCGGGACGCCGGCAAGCCGGCCAUCCGCAACUACCUGGGCCGGCCCUGGCGCGAGUGCUCGCGCACCGUCUUCAUGGAGUCGGAGAUCCCGGACUUCAUCGACAAGGCCGGGUACCUGCCCUGGAACGGCGACUUCGGGCUCAAGACGCUGUGGUACGGCGAGUUCGGCAACACCGGGCCCGGCGCAAACACGGCGGGGCGCGUCAACUGGCCGGGGUUCAAGAAGGUGAUCAGCAAGGCGGACGCGAGCAAGUUCACGGUCGAGAACUUCCUGCACGCCCAGCCAUGGAUCGACCCCACAGGCACGCCGGUGAAGUACGACCUGUUCACAUGAGGCCGGACAGCCGGCCGGCGGCCGGGGGAUCGAUCGGAGGGCACUUUUUUCACGGUGGGGGAUGGGCGGAGGAGGCUGCUGGCGCGCGGUAGCAGGCCAUGCACUUCGUUUGUUGGGUGUCGGAGGCAAGGGGACCGAUCACUGCAUACGUGCUACAAGAGUGGAAAAUGCACUGUCGUCCAGUUUAAGUUCGCGUUGGUAUGUAUACUGGCUGCUAUGUGAGUUUUGUACCUGUACAUGAAGUUUCUUUUUUCUUAUAACACGUAUAGCAGAUUAAUUUGGGGAUUCUUUUUACGGAGGAAUUGAAGAACAAGUGCAUGCAGUGUAUACUGGCAA
This is a messenger RNA of Sorghum bicolor (sorghum), 2370 nucleotides long. Its product is annotated as pectinesterase. Bases 148 to 2034 code for a protein of 628 amino acids. The record is from RefSeq and is a predicted model, not a curated record. NCBI's taxonomy places the organism in Eukaryota, Viridiplantae, Streptophyta, Magnoliopsida, Poales, Poaceae. Gene Ontology annotation, molecular function: pectinesterase activity; pectinesterase inhibitor activity. Gene Ontology annotation, biological process: cell wall modification. The transcript has 3 exons.